Schistocerca gregaria is the source of this 2813-nucleotide messenger RNA. Its product is annotated as E3 ubiquitin-protein ligase RFWD3-like. Gene Ontology annotation, molecular function: protein binding; ubiquitin protein ligase activity. The record is from RefSeq and is a predicted model, not a curated record. Gene Ontology annotation, cellular component: nucleus. The coding region runs from base 779 to 2455 and encodes 558 amino acids. The transcript is spliced from 4 exons. Lineage: Eukaryota; Metazoa; Arthropoda; Insecta; Orthoptera; Acrididae. Gene Ontology annotation, biological process: protein ubiquitination; interstrand cross-link repair.
ACUCUUCCAAGAAGCUUAACGUAUUCGUUAAUGUAGGCAUUUCUGGUAAGUAGUUUCCUGUUUAACAGCUCCGCAGACACAGAAAACUAAAUGUAAGCUGUUGCUCUUGUAGUUCCAAAAGCUGCGAAAGCGUACCUGCUGACCAACGUUUUGACUAUUUUAGGCAGUUAAAUGAAAACACACCGGAAUCGAUUGGAGCACUCCACGAUAACUGCGACAGAAUGUGAGUGUUUCUAAAUACAGCCACCUGGGAGCAAGUGGAAAGAACGUUAGUACAACUAAGUUGAGCUUUUAGUAGCACAGCAAAAGUUACUUCUGUUGCGCUAGAGCAAACUGUCAGUUCACACAUGGAACUGGAUUGCAGCUACAGGAUGCCACUAGCUGUGGUGACAUAUUUGUUGCGUGUGUGAAGUCGGCUGUAAAAAAGUAACUUGAGAAAAACCUAUGUCUCCAGUAAACAUCGACUGUUACGCACUGAUUUUAGAAUGCAAACGCAACACCCUAAUGACAUUCGGUUUUGCUAGUGCCAUUUAAAAGGCAAGUCAAGUGGAUUUUACAGACGAAUUUUACUAACUGUCGGGUCGGAACGCAGAGAUAUGUAAAUAUUAUGUAUAAUAUCGCAGAUACACGGUACUAACUGAGUUUGAAACCAUAUAGCGCGAAGUAAUGGAUUUGACGCCUGAAAUUUGUAUAUGACAGAGCGUCGUUGACGUGAAUUAUGAGCUGUGUAUUAGUGUGUUUUGUAUUGAUGUACUUGUCAAUGUCAUGAGAUAAAGCGAUGGAAGACGGUAACGAUUCCGACGCGACUGUGUAUGAUGGAGAUAUGGAAACGGAAGAAGAGGAUUCCGAGGUAGCUGUCGUGCAUGAAACUGUUGCUUCAGAAACCGAGGUUGUUUCCCAUGUUGGACCCCAAUCAAGUGAUACAGGCUCUCUUAAAGCUGAUUGUCAGUCAAAUGAAAAUCAAGCAUAUGAACAUAAAAAUACAAAAGACGACCUGAAUGCAUCUGAUGAUGGGGAUGAUGGAAGUUUGUGCCCAAUCUGCAUGGAUUUCUGGACCAAUGCAGGAAGUCAUCGACUGAUUUCCCUAAGGUGUGGACAUCUGUUUGGAUAUUCGUGUAUUACACGCUGGCUUCAAGUUUCUUGCUCAGCUGGACAGAGGAGAUGCCCUCAGUGCAAUAAAAAAGCGUCACCAAAAGACAUAAGAUUUUUAUAUGCUCGUAGAGUUCAAGCACUUGACACUGUAGAAAAAGAAAAAUUGAAGUUGCAGGUAGAAAGCUUACAGCAAGAGAAAAAUAGACUUGUUCUUGAAUUAGCCCAAUCUAAGUUGAACCAGGAACUCCACUUAAAGGAAAUUUGGGAACUAAAGCGUAAGUGCGAACAAUUGCUUUCAUCUCAGUCACAGAAUGCAGUGCGUGGAAGAGAAAUGUCAGCAUCUCAGAGUAGCUCCCAGAGAAAUAUACGUAUCCUACACGAUCGCACCAUAGAAGUUUGUAAAAGUGGAGGCUGCCGUGUUGCUGCAUUCAGCCUGUGGCACAAGCUUCUAGUUGUUUCGCAAAGCUCUACAAAUAAUCUGUUUUCAGGUUUUGGUAUCAAAAAGAUAGAUGCUGUAGAUUUGCAUCCAACACAAUUUCUCUUCCUCCAUCCAAAGCCAAUCAGGGACAUGGCAUUUCAUCAUGAAAGAAAUGAAUUGCUUCUUACUGUUUCUCUGGACAAAUGUGCUAAAUUAGUGGAUAUCACAAGUAAUUCUGUUGUACAUACAUAUACAACAGACAGUUCUCUGUGGAGCUGUUGCUGGGAUGUUAAUGAUCCAAAUGUACUUUUUGUCGGAAGCCAGAAUGGUGUAGUGUCCCAGUUUGAUAUGAGGCAAACGAGUAAUGCAGUUGCACGUCAUUCUGUACCUGGAGAUACAUCACCUGUUACGUCAUUAGCAGCCUUUCCUGCCAAGGGAAAUAGAACCUUGUCACGGGGAGGAUUUUUAGCAUGUAGGCUUAAUUCAUGUUGUGCAUACGAAAGAAAUGCAGAUAAUUUUUCAGUGCAACAUUUACCUCUUUCUGGACCUUUUACUUCUUUGUGUUAUGAUGAACACACAGAUCAUAUUUUAGUCUCUACUAGGCCUAAUGCAAGGGUUCCAAAUUCUUGUCAUAUUUUGUGUCAGUUUGGGGCAGAUGGCACAAGUGCAGUUUGUUGCCCUGUGCACACAUUUAUGGGAAGUACAACUCAGAAACUUUUGUCAAGACCCUGUACUGUCUCUGUGCAGGGAGAUACACUGGUGGCAGCUCACAUUGAGAGCUCAAAAAUUGUUGCCGUGUGGAGUGUAUCUUCAGGUCAGCGUCUUCUCAGUCUUCCGGCUUCAGAACCUAUUAUCGAUAUUUGCCCAUUGAACGUGGAUGGAAUACUUUAUUUGUCAGCGCUCUCAGAAAAGUCGUUGCGGUUAUAUAGUGUAAAGCAUACAUGAAAAAAGUUGUGCAAAUUCUUACGGUAACUCAUAAUCUUGUAAAUAUAACAGUGUGUAAAAGCAGUAAUUUUUGAUACUUUUGUCAGUAUGGUACUUUUUAAAGUAUUCUGUGAGUGCUAUAAAUGUAUAUAUGAAUUUUGAAAUAAAUGUAAAAAUCAGUUUUAAUAAUAAAUUGUUUCUUAAUAGUUAAAUGAAAUUGUUAAAAUGCCACUAUUGGAUGAAUGCACAUUAUGAAACAGUUCAUUCAUAAAGUUUGAAGUUUAAAUGUGAAAAAAAAAAAAAAAAAAUCUGAAAAGUACAUUAUGAAAGAAGCUCGUAUUUUUGCAGAUUAAUUAAUUCCAAUACACAGUCAACAAAU